CCUCCACACCGGUAUGUGGUGCCAUAUUUCUGUCACAGACCGCGGUUGCUUAAAAAGCAGACGAUGAGGUGGAUUGAGUAUAAUUCUUCUCCUCGCUUUCAUGCCCGUUUGUGCUUGGGUUUCCCUUGAAAUUGAUUUCGUAUAUCCCAGCAGUUUCUUUUUGGCUUAAGACGACCUCACUAUAUUGAUUUGAUCGUUCCUUUUCAGUGGUCUCAGAAAGGCGUGUUUGAGCCUUUGUUAAAUGGAUAUCUUUCUCAAGUUCAAUUAUCAACUUGCGGCUUUCUAUUCUCUUUUCAGUUGAGGAUAGCGGGAAUCCAAGUGACAGAGGUUAUCAACCGGCCGUUGCUACAUCGACAUUUUCAUUUCAAAGGGAAAUAAAGGGAAUUUCACUCUAAUUGAUUUCAUAACCCAAAAAGCAAAGCUGGACAACCGGAGCCCAAGCAAGAUAUUUCUAUUUAGUUGUCCCGUGACGGAUACUUUGCAUCUGAGUGCCAUUGACCGUGUAAAUAGAUGGCGGAAGGAAAAGAGAUACCCGUUGCGGCAAAUGUUCUGGGCACCAUCGGAACCGUGCUAUGGUGCAUCCAGCUCGUACCUCAAAUAUGGUACAACUGGAGGAGGAAAAACACGGAUGGCCUGCCAGCGUCCAUGAUGCUCCUAUGGGCCCUAUGUGCUCCUCCAUUCGGUAUCUAUAUGAUUCUACAAGGUGUCAAUAUACCUAUUCAAAUUCAACCGCAGAUCUUUGGGACAUUAUGCUUAAUAUGUUGGGCGCAGAUUCUUGUUUAUCACCACAAUUAUACGAGGGUUAAGGCAACUGUAAUUACCCUUGCUCUCGCAGUGUUGCUGGGUGGCUCGGAGGUCCUUUUUAUUCUUACGUUAAGGAUCCCGUACAGAAAAGGCAUUACUUGGCCGGCGCUCUUGUUUGGGAUUCUCGCCACAAUACUUCUUGUGCUAGGGUUGAUGUCUCCAUACCAAGAAAUUUGGAAAAGAAGAGGGAGGGUUGUAGGAAUCAAUUGGGUCUUCCUUACCAUGGAUACAUUUGGAGCGCUAUUCUCGCUCCUAGCUCUAGUUGUUGAAAGUUCCUUUGAUGUCCUCGGAGGUGUUAUGUACUGUGUUGUGUUGGCUUUGGAAAUAGGGAUCUUUGGAAGCCACAUAGUCUGGAGACUGUUGCAUCGUGACCUGCUGAAGGAAGCCAAGGCCGCUGGCGUGACCAUCGAUGAGAUACUUGAAGCUAACAAGCGGACGGUCACUCCGUCUAGCUUGGUGGAGAGUCAAGACCAUGUAGGAGUGGCAACGGUUGACACAGUUGAGCAGGCUAGGAGGUAG
Molecule: messenger RNA, 1323 nt
Organism: Coccidioides immitis RS
Lineage: Eukaryota; Fungi; Ascomycota; Eurotiomycetes; Onygenales; Onygenaceae
Product: PQ loop repeat protein
Exons: 8
Coding region: 511-1323 (270 amino acids)
Source: RefSeq, a predicted model, not a curated record